Molecule: messenger RNA, 4018 nt
Organism: Tachyglossus aculeatus (Australian echidna)
Lineage: Eukaryota; Metazoa; Chordata; Mammalia; Monotremata; Tachyglossidae
Gene: CTCF
Product: CCCTC-binding factor
Exons: 14
Coding region: 335-2521 (728 amino acids)
Biological process (GO): regulation of transcription by RNA polymerase II
Cellular component (GO): nucleus
Molecular function (GO): RNA polymerase II transcription regulatory region sequence-specific DNA binding; DNA-binding transcription factor activity, RNA polymerase II-specific
Source: RefSeq, a predicted model, not a curated record
GAGAGUGACAAAAACCGAGAGGGUUGCAUUGCGAUCCACAAGCAGUGUGGCAGAUUGGCCUGUUUCCUAACAUUCAGCUGCGGUGCUGUAUUGUCUGAGGCUGCUCUUCACUACAUUCUUAAAGAAACUGCCUUCCCAAUCUGUAUUCUCCAGCAGACCUCGGGUGCCACCAUGUUUGCUCUUCUUGCAUCUGCUUGGGGUCUUUCUCCCAAGCACGUUCACGCGUGUCCAAUGCAAGCUUAGUUCCGAGGCACACCGUAAACCCGGGGACAGCGAUGGGCCAGAUGGAUUCCAGCGACCCUGCGCCAUCUGCCGUGGCUUCUAGGAGGCGGAAAUGGAAGGUGAGGCAGUGGAAGCCAUUGUCGAGGAGUCAGAAACGUUCAUUAAAGGAAAAGAGCGAAAGACUUAUCAGAGACGCCGGGAGGGGGGCCAGGAAGAGGACACUUGCCAUAUAGCACCGAACCAGGCGGACGGAAGUGAUGUGGUUCAGGAUGUCAACAGCAGCGUGCAGAUGGUAAUGAUGGAGCAGCUGGACCCGACGCUUCUUCAGAUGAAGACCGAAGUCAUGGAAGGCUCAGUGCCUCAGGAAGCAGAGGCAACCGUGGAUGACACGCAAAUCAUAACACUCCAAGUUGUGAAUAUGGAAGAACAGCCUUUAAACCUCGGGGACCUUCAGCUUGUUCAAGUACCUGUCCCGGUGACUGUACCUGUUGCUACCACGUCUGUGGAAGAGCUUCAGGGGGCUUAUGAAAAUGAGGUGUCUAAGGAAGGCAUGCCGGAAGGGGAGCCUAUGAUCUGUCACACGUUACCUUUGCCUGAGGGGUUCCAGGUGGUUAAAGUGGGAGCCAAUGGUGAGGUGGAGACGCUAGAGCAAGGAGAACUUCAACCUCAGGAGGAUCCCAAUUGGCAGAAAGAUCCAGACUAUCAGCCUCCAGCCAAAAAAACAAAGAAAACCAAAAAGAGCAAACUGCGUUACACGGAGGAGGGGAAAGAUGUCGAUGUUUCAGUUUAUGAUUUUGAAGAGGAACAGCAAGAGGGUUUGCUGUCCGAGGUCAACGCAGAGAAGGUGGUUGGCAACAUGAAGCCUCCGAAGCCAACGAAGAUUAAAAAGAAAGGUGUAAAGAAGACAUUCCAGUGUGAGCUGUGCAGUUACACAUGUCCACGCCGUUCAAACUUGGAUCGUCACAUGAAAAGUCACACCGAUGAAAGACCACACAAAUGUCAUCUGUGUGGCAGAGCUUUCCGGACAGUUACCCUACUGAGGAAUCAUCUUAAUACUCACACAGGUACCCGCCCUCAUAAGUGCCCAGACUGUGACAUGGCCUUUGUGACCAGUGGAGAAUUGGUUCGGCACCGCCGUUACAAACACACCCAUGAGAAGCCAUUCAAGUGCUCAAUGUGCGACUAUGCCAGUGUAGAAGUCAGCAAAUUGAAACGUCAUAUUCGCUCUCACACCGGGGAGCGUCCAUUCCAGUGCAGCUUGUGCAGUUAUGCCAGCAGGGAUACUUAUAAGCUGAAAAGACACAUGAGAACUCAUUCUGGUGAAAAGCCCUAUGAGUGUUAUAUUUGUCAUGCUCGGUUUACCCAAAGCGGUACUAUGAAGAUGCACAUUUUACAGAAGCACACUGAGAAUGUGGCCAAAUUUCAUUGUCCCCACUGUGACACUGUCAUAGCCAGAAAAAGUGAUUUAGGUGUCCAUUUGCGAAAGCAGCAUUCCUACAUCGAGCAGGGCAAAAAGUGUCGUUACUGUGAUGCUGUAUUCCAUGAACGCUAUGCCCUCAUUCAGCAUCAAAAAUCCCACAAGAAUGAAAAACGUUUCAAGUGUGAUCAGUGUGACUACGCCUGCAGACAGGAACGGCACAUGAUCAUGCACAAGCGUACCCAUACUGGAGAGAAGCCUUACGCCUGUAGUCAUUGUGACAAAACCUUCCGCCAGAAACAGCUACUCGAUAUGCACUUCAAACGUUACCAUGACCCUAACUUCGUCCCUGCUGCCUUUGUCUGUUCUAAGUGCGGUAAAACAUUCACACGCCGGAACACCAUGGCUAGACAUGCUGAUAAUUGUACUGGUCCAGAUGGCGUAGAAGGAGAGAAUGGAGGAGAAACCAAGAAGGGUAAACGUGGGAGGAAAAGAAAGAUGCGCUCUAAGAAAGAGGAUUCCUCUGACAGUGAAGAAAAUGCUGAACCAGAUCUGGAUGACAAUGAAGAUGAGGAGGAGACAGCAGUGGAAAUUGAAGCUGAACCAGAAGUAGAGCCAGUGACUCCAGCCCCGCCGCCAGCAAAGAAACGGAGAGGAAGGCCACCCGGCAAGGCCAACCAACCUAAACAAACCCAGCCAACAGCAAUCAUCCAGGUGGAAGACCAGAACACUGGCGCCAUUGAAAAUAUCAUAGUUGAAGUCAAGAAAGAACCGGAUGCAGAAGCAGCCGAAGGGGAAGAGGAGGAGCCACAGGCAGCUGUAGCAGAAGCUCCCAAUGGUGACCUCACUCCGGAGAUGAUUCUCAGCAUGAUGGACCGGUGAUGGAGGAAAGGCUGUGCUCGUUGACUAGACUGGCCUGGGCUGUGUUUCAGCGGCUCCAAUCUAUUUUCUUCCUUUUUAUUAUGUUUCUUGGCUUUGGGAAGUGCAUCAUUUUAGACCAUUUUACCAAAAGUACUGGAGAGUCAAACUUCAAAGAUCGUGGGAGAUGUUGGCUGGUUUUUCCUUUGUUGGUUUUUUUGUUUGUUUGUUUUGUUGUUGUUUGUUUGGUUUUUGUUGCUUUUUUUUUUUUUAACUAGAACUUGCCAUUUUAUGUUAGCGUUUUCAGGUCAUGAUACUGAGAGUGACUUUUGAGGCCUAGAGGGUUUUCUGUGAGGUGCUCAAUGCUUUUCUGCUCAGAACUACACGAUUGUGGUCCAACGACAGUGUUGACACACGACCAGUUUUAAUACAGAAGUGGAGAGACCGAAGCCCUGCGUUCAGUAUGGCAAACCACUCCAGCGGUGCCACAAGGCUUCCCGAGAUUCUACGUCAUCCUCCCAAGAGAGUUUUUAAUUGUAAAUGCAGACAUGGGAAAAGGGUCGUAGACUUUAACCCAUUUUUGUUUUGGCUUUCCCCCUGACUUCCUACGGUUCGGAGUCAGCCGCACACCAGUAGUAUGGCAUGCUACGAUUGGUUUCUGUCAUGAGCACUUUGCUUCUUGGCAAAGUAUUUGUAAUGGUCAAGCUUGUAAAUAACUCUUUUUUGUUUUCGUUUUGUUGGGUUUUUUUUUUUAACACUUUAAUCUUUUCCAUUAAGAGGUUGGACAGAAUGAGUUAGAUCCAACAUUUUAAUUCCUUGCAAGUGAAUUGACAACAGAUUCAGUAGUGUGUGACUGUGGGCAAAAGCUGUCUGAUAACCAAUCACAAUUACUUAGGAAAGAAAAGGUGCCCAGGCUGUCGCUUGCUGAGUAACAGAAGUCACAAGGGCAAUCUUGAUUCCGAGCACUUGGGGCUGGCAUUUGAAACUUGUUUAAUUCUCUUCCGUUCUGAUUUCACACCUAAACUUUCUUUGCUCUAUUUUGUAGCUGAAUUUCGUUUCAUGACUUCUAUGGUGAAAGCAAAGUGGCAGUUGUAAGUGGGGUCCAGUUCCCACUGCCGCCCUGGAAAUCUGGGCUGGGAAAUCUGACUAGGUCAGUCAAAUUUUAAAUUAUGGCUCUUCAAGAGAAAUGUGAAACAAAUACAAAAAAAAACCAAACAGAAGAUGCUUGUAUAUGAACUGUCACAUGUUAAAAUAUGUAAGCUUUUUAUAGAGCCAGUCUUGCUGAUUUCAAACCAAUUUUUUCUUCUCUGUAUCGCUUUUAAGAGAGCUAUCAGGUUAGCUACCAGAUUCUAGGUUGAUGCAUUUUUGUACUUAGCUGUACUGUGUGAUAUUUUUCAUUAUUUUAGGAAGCCGUUAUAAGAAACGUUAUAAAAUAUGUAAUGGGGGGGGGUUUGAAAGCUAGGAUGGUGAAUAUACUGCUGUACAGCUAAUAAAUAAUAAUGGAUUAACAUGUGCUCAUGA